This is a messenger RNA of Monomorium pharaonis (pharaoh ant), 1488 nucleotides long. RefSeq lists its product as uncharacterized. Gene Ontology annotation, cellular component: plasma membrane. The record is from RefSeq and is a predicted model, not a curated record. The transcript is spliced from 6 exons. The coding region runs from base 469 to 1344 and encodes 291 amino acids. Gene Ontology annotation, molecular function: odorant binding; olfactory receptor activity. NCBI's taxonomy places the organism in Eukaryota, Metazoa, Arthropoda, Insecta, Hymenoptera, Formicidae. Gene Ontology annotation, biological process: detection of chemical stimulus involved in sensory perception of smell; sensory perception of smell.
AUAUAUUAAAAAUUGUGUGUAUGUGUGUGUAAUAUGUAACAGUUUCAUAAUUUUUACCUUAUUUUUUAACGAUAGACUUUCAUUACGACUAUAGUGCAAUGUCCAUCAUUGUAUCGACGAAAUAUAUGUUUGCUUCGAAAUAAACUGAUUUCUUAUAGAUCAUUAACAAAUCUUCAAUGCUAGGUUUGCACCUACAACGUAAGAAAAAGAUACGUUCUUCAAAUAUUUAUUAAUUUCACAUUCAGUGAAGAAACAUUAGGAUAUAAAACAAAUUGUUCAUCAAAACUGUAGCACUUUAUAUAAUAUUAUCUGUUGUGUCAUUAUGAUAAAUGACUAAAUUACAUGGCAUUAUCUCGCUAUAGAUAUCAUGUGCAAGUUUUAUAAAAAAAAGAAACCUUCACUGUAUUUGAUGUAAAGACAAUUGUUUUAUGUACUCGAUGUUCAAAACUGUUUUAAUCUUCAAACAGAAUGGUUUUUACUUGGGAACGCUGCUAUAAAUUUCAUCAAAUAACAUUGACAAUUCUUGGUUUAUGGCCUUAUCAAAAAUCGAGUGUUUUACGAAUUCAAACAAUUUUCUUCUUUAGUAUGUUUUUUGCCUUUUUGGUUUUUCAGUUUACGAUAUUUGUGACAACAGAAUGCGAUAUGGAAUUUAUUAUUACAGAACUUACAUAUAUCUUCCCCACUAUCAUUCAUGUUUUGAGUUAUAACUGCUUUUAUUUCAACUCUAAAAUUAUUAAACAAUUAUUGGAACAUAUCAAGUUGGAUUGGAAGACAAUGAAAGAUAAUGAAUUAAAAAUAAUAGAAAAAUAUACAUUUAAUUGUUACAUGUUCGCAUUAUAUAUAAAUAUUUUAGCCGGUUUAGGUAUGCUUAUUUUUACGAUUAUUGAAUUUAUACCUGUUAUUCUUGAUGCAAUCGCGCCAUUGAAUGAAUCUCGACCACGUAAAUUGAAAGUAUCUUAUGAACUCUUCAUUGACGAAGAAGAAUAUUAUUUUUUGUACUUACUAUUUGAGGUUCUAACAGUGACGGUUGGAAUUUGGUCAACGAUUACAACUGGUACAUUUUUUAUUAUAAUUGGAGGACACUGUUGCGCAACAUUAAAAAUUGCGAGCAAUUUAAUACAAAAAGCAGUGACUAAAAAUUUGCUGCAACUUCCUGCUCCUCAUAGAAUUUAUUUCAUGUACCAAAACAUUUGUCGUGCAGUCCACAUUCAUAGAAGAACUAUAAAGAUUAUGAGUACUCUAUUAGAUUCUAUUCAUAUGUGGUAUUUUCCUUUGCUUUUAUUUGGCGUUAUAUCUUCAAGUUGCAUUAUUUUUCGAGUAAGUAAUAUAAUAUGUUUAUAUUAAUACUUUUUUUGUUUAUUACGAUUAUUUAAAUUUAUAUUAUAAGUUACAAUAUUAAGGCUAUGUUCUGAAAUUCACUGUCAGUACUGAAAAUCUAUAGUUUAUGUAACGUGUACUAUAGAUUUUCAGUACUGGCAGUAAAUUUCG